Molecule: messenger RNA, 454 nt
Organism: Aplysia californica (California sea hare)
Lineage: Eukaryota; Metazoa; Mollusca; Gastropoda; Aplysiida; Aplysiidae
Product: DC-STAMP domain-containing protein 2-like
Exons: 3
Coding region: 11-454 (147 amino acids)
Source: RefSeq, a predicted model, not a curated record
GCUCAGACAAAUGUUGGCGGCAAUUCGUCGUUUCGCGGACGACCUUCGGCGCGCUUUCAAGGCCCUAUCCCGGGCAGUGGAGGAGAUUGUCUCAAUGGUCAGUAGCCUGUUCUCCUGGCUGGCCAGUAUGGUGGACGUCUGCAACAAGAACAUGGGGGAGCCCUAUCGGAAGUGUAAAAAGGCGUUUGAGGACGGGUACAACGACUGCUCCGACGCGCUCGGCAUCUUCGACUUUCUCUGUAACAUCGUGAGCGCUGUCAGCCAAGUCUGUCACCUGGCCAGGAUAGGGGAGCUGCUCUGCGUCAUCGCCGGUGUGGUCAAAGAUCUGGUCCUAGAGAAGAUCGGUCCACCGCUGGCCAGUCGGAUUGGUGACCUGCAGGAAAUGUUUUAUUUUAAAGUCAGUAUCGACUAUCACUACCACUACAACAUGAACCAGUCCAAACCGUACAGGUAA